This is a messenger RNA of Aspergillus saccharolyticus JOP 1030-1, 1968 nucleotides long. RefSeq lists its product as uncharacterized. The transcript is spliced from 2 exons. Lineage: Eukaryota; Fungi; Ascomycota; Eurotiomycetes; Eurotiales; Aspergillaceae. The record is from RefSeq and is a predicted model, not a curated record. Bases 1 to 1968 code for a protein of 655 amino acids.
AUGCUCUCCUCGAGCGACUCCAUCGCCCUCACAGCCUUCAUCGUUUCCCUCAACGCUUUAAGCGUGACCAUCCUCCAACUCCUGCAGCAGUACUUUGCAACCGCGCAAGGCUACAACCGCUGCUCGAGACGGUAUAUUGGGGAAUGGUCGCGGUUUCGUCACCGGCGAUAUGUCUGGCGGGAGUUCCGGUUCGAGGUGACGUUUGUCCGGCCAGUGAUCUACCUGGGAUCGCCGCGACCAGCUCGUCCGGGGAAUGAGGGAGAUUUGAAGGAUGAGUGGAGCUGGAGCUGGAGCUUGUACGAUUUGAUUCCAUCAGUCAGACGGGAUCGAGCUUGGCGGGCACAGUAUGUGGGGAGGUCGAUGCGCAUUCGUGGGUUGAUGGGCGAUCUUGAGGCUGGUGAUGCUGAUGCAGAUAUCCCGGUUCAUGUCUCUUGGUUGCUCUUUUUGCGGCAUUUGAUGAUUUAUGAUCGCCAGGCUACGAGGGCGGUAUGGGAGAAGGAUAGCCAAGGGGGCCAGACAGUCGACCAGCCACUGGGGACUGGGACUGCCAGGGUGAACGAUCGCGCCCUCGAAGCGGGCGUCGUCCUUCGCAGCGAGACGAAGCAGCAAGCAAACUCGGCUUCUGAUUCGGAAUUCGGGAUCUGCAUCCGAUUCGAACCCUGUACUUGGGACGAUCUCUCGGGCCAGUCAGGCAGUCUGACUGGCAUUGUCUCCCUCCGCGACCUGCUGGUCUUGAAUCGUCUUCUCGGUCUCGAGUGGUGCGAUGGGCCGUUCCUGCAGUCAAAAGAGCCCAGACCCUCUCUCCUCAGCCAACUCGGCCUCCAAGCUGUCGGUAAUUCGCUAGCAGUGUCGGAGGACACAACGCCCCAACUACGCUACGAACAACGCGAAGCCAAACCCCCCCGGCUGCAGCGUCCCAGACGCGAGACAUUCCACAUUCACCGUGGCACAAUGGCUAUGUUCUACGGACACAUCCCCCCGGCUCCCAAGCUCCUUCCUACGUUCGAUGAGGCGAUCGCUAUCGACGGGGAUGCCGCCUGGGAGAGUUUGGUAAGGCGCAUGUGGCUUCGCACGCAUGACGAGACGCCUCCGAGACAGAGUCUGGCGAAUUGCUUGCUUGCUCUGUGCUGUACGAUAAUUAGUGAGCCGGAUAUGUAUGCUGUAAGGGUACCGAAGCCCCAUCGGUACCUUGUUGGUCCGUUCGUGCGGCCGAAGAUCGCGCACAUCUUUCGGGAGGGGGUGUGUCAAACGCGUGAGCAGGAUUCGGGGCAGUCGCGCAUGUUGGAUAAGAUCUGUGAGGCGUUGAUGGAAUUAGAAAGCUUCUCGGGACAAGAGUCUGUAGCACCGCUAGUGAGUGCUGAAAGAAAACAGACGGAGCUGAACUUUUGGGUCGCCUGCCAAGGGGCGAGUCCUAUGUGGACCAGUUUCGAGACCAAUCAUGCGGCUGAUGCGUUCUUUCGUCUUGUUCAUGAAUGGAUUUCCUGGGUAGAAGCUGAGCUCGUGGCGUUCGUGCAGCGCAGCGAUCCCGCUGUCGGGACGUAUGUCUCCUUUUACUGGGAUUUGGUGUCUGCGUGGAUGGAAUUUGUGGUUGGGGCUGAGAAAGGUGAGCAUGGGUCGGCGCCGCACACCCAAGCGCAUAAUCCGUUUGCUAUGUGGCGGCGGACUAUGAAGGCGCUCUUUGAGUGUUGGCAUGUCAUUGAGGAGGGAGUGCGCAAGAGAGGGAGAUGGCGCGCGGUGAUGUUGGCGAAUGGGGUCUUCUCGGCGGACUUGGAGAGUGAUUUUGAUGUUCUUGUGCCCUGUGAUGAGGUUGUUGGGUAUGAGGCGAUCUCAUCUACUGAGAUUCGGGAUGCUUGUUUGGCGAUGAUCUUUCGGGGGAUGUGCUGGCAUCGGUGUCAUUGUAUGGAAGCAAACGAGGAGCCAUUUCGACCGGAGUUCUUUUCGAAUGUGCAGCAGGUGAUGAUUGAGUGA